Frieseomelitta varia is the source of this 2118-nucleotide messenger RNA. RefSeq names its product carboxypeptidase M-like. Gene Ontology annotation, cellular component: cell surface. Lineage: Eukaryota; Metazoa; Arthropoda; Insecta; Hymenoptera; Apidae. Bases 448 to 1929 code for a protein of 493 amino acids. The record is from RefSeq and is a predicted model, not a curated record. Gene Ontology annotation, biological process: proteolysis. The transcript has 10 exons. Gene Ontology annotation, molecular function: zinc ion binding; metallocarboxypeptidase activity.
GAGGUGGUGGUAGUGAGCACGCGGCACACUUCGCGCUUCUCUUUGUAAGUUCUCACAGUAUCACGCACCUCGGGUUACUCUCGCAGGUGAAAUAAACUGUUCCUCUCCUCCGUGAUUCGAUUCUGUCCAUCGUAUCCGCGGGAUUAUUCUCUCUUUUUCUAUGACUAUUCGUGUAACCGUGUUUGCAGAGAAUCGAGCAUCCAAUGUGUUCAACCGCGAGAGACGGCCUCGGCCUUGCUACUGUUACUAGUGUACUAUGUCAUUGAGAGGAUCCGUCUGAACGAGCGAAGAAUCAGAUUUCUCUCCGCGACCUUUCCGUCGCCACGUGCUUCGCAUCCUUUGGAUUUUUUUCCCCCAAUUUUUCCGAUCCGCCGCGCGAACGGUUUCAACGACUUGACCAAGUUCCUCCAACGGCACUUUCACGCUUCGCCUAUUAAACAAAUCAGAAUGUAUGGACCGAUUUUCUUCGUUUCCAUUCUGGGAGCAUUUCGUGAAAUUGCCGCUGCCUCGCAACACAUUAACAAAGAUCUCACGAACCACUACAAUGCUCGUUUUCACGUUUACGAAGAACCGUACAGUAUCGACUUCACAUAUCAUAAUUACGAGCAAAUGAGUCGUUUUCUACGAACAACGUCUCUUCGAUUUCAAAACCUCACUGCCUUAUAUUCUAUAGGAAAAUCCGUAAAAGGUCGUGAUUUGUGGGUAAUGGUUGUUUCUUCCUCGCCUUACGAGCAUAUGAUCGGUAAGCCUGACGUAAAAUAUGUGGCCAAUAUACAUGGGAACGAAGCUGUGGGCCGUGAAUUAAUGUUACAUCUGAUUUACUUCUUUGUGACAAAUUAUGGAUCAGAUCCGUAUAUUACGUGGCUUUUAGACAAUACCAGAAUUCACAUUCUUCCAUCAAUGAACCCUGAUGGCUUUGAGGUUUCAAAAGAAGGAUAUUGCGAAGGUGGUCAAGGCAGGUAUAACGCACGUGGUUUCGAUUUAAAUCGAAAUUUCCCCGAUUAUUUUAAACAAAAUAACAAAAAAAGUCAACCAGAGACAGAAGCUGUAAAGGAAUGGGUCUCGAAAAUUCAGUUCGUUUUGUCUGGAAGUUUACAUGGUGGUGCCUUAGUUGCAAGUUAUCCAUUCGAUAACACACCUAACUCGCGAAUAUGCCGGUCAGCGCCAUUAUGUGCAGUGUUUCAGAGUUACACUUCGGCGCCAAGUAUUUCCCCAGAUGAUGAUGUAUUUCAACACCUGUCGUUAGUGUAUUCCCGAAACCAUGGAUCUAUGUACCAAGGAAUGCCCUGUUCGCCAUCUCAGCCGGGAUUUAAAAACGGUAUCACUAAUGGAGCACAAUGGUAUCCACUCACCGGUGGAAUGCAAGAUUUUAACUACGUGUGGAAUGGAUGUAUGGAAAUUACAUUAGAACUUUCGUGCUGCAAAUAUCCUCCUGCGUCUGACUUGCAAUUUUAUUGGGAGGAAAAUCGCGUGGCUCUCAUUAAAUUUUUAGCAGAAGCUCAUAGAGGAGUUCGUGGAUUUGUUAUCGAUGAAAAUGGAAAUCCCAUUGAGAGAGCAUCUAUCAAAGUAAAAUCACGGGAUGUUAGUUUUCUUACUACAAAAUAUGGUGAAUUUUGGAGAAUUUUACUACCAGGAAUAUACAAAUUAGAGGUAUAUGCAAAUGGAUAUCUUCCACGCGAAGUAGAAUUUAGGGUAGUAGAACAACAUCCAACGUCUUUCAAUGUAACAUUAUACAGAGCAAGUAGACAUCCAAUUGAGGAUGAAACUGGAUCCAAUUUUUAUAAUGGAAACAGGGACCAUACUAAUCGAGAUCAUGUGAUACAUUUUCGACCACAUUCUGGAACCAAUACUGCAUCCGAAGCAAAUAGCGGAAUUUUUUCAUCCCUUAGUAACGGAUUCAAUUCCUUCGUCAAUAAUUGGUUUGGGUGAUUAAUUAUAACUUAGCAAAGAGCUAAUUUUUUAACAAUAUUAUUGCAUUAUGUUGGUCUCAUAAUGAUCAAUAGAAACGAAACAGCGUUGAAAAUAUUUAUCAUUAGUUGUUACUUUAUUCUGCUAUUCUAUUCUAAAUGAAGAUAUAAUAAUUUAUAAAAUAGAUAUCAUUGAUAAAAUUGAAAACAA